Messenger RNA from Drosophila kikkawai, 3894 nucleotides. It is a transcript of the gene nyo, whose product is annotated as nyobe. Lineage: Eukaryota; Metazoa; Arthropoda; Insecta; Diptera; Drosophilidae. The record is from RefSeq and is a predicted model, not a curated record.
UCAAGGCGAACGCACGCGAGCAGCGCAGCAACAGCAACAUCAGCGGCAGAGGAAAACUCGAGCUCAAGCUCCUCCGAGAGUAACUUAUAUAACGACUGAUUAGCCCGACGUUUACUUUAGUUAUUCGGUCAACUCUCGACGGUCAAGUUCGCAGCGAUCGCGACUCGACUGGCCCACAAAAAAAAAAGUACAUCAUCAAAACUCAAAUCAAACCUAAAACGCGCUACCAGGAAGUUCAGUUCUAAACGCGAUUUUGAAAAGGAAUAACACCAUAUAGCCCCAGUCAAGUGCCUUCGUCAAUGUGCAAUGUGUGUGAUCGGCAAACAGUGAUCAUUUACAUACCUGAAUAAAACUCAUCUCGAAAGUGAAGCGUGACUCAGCUGCGAUCGGCAAAACAAUACGAAAGGAAAGGAUACUUUUCGGUCACUUUUCCAGAAUUCACGACGACAACAAGAACGUUGAAUCACAGUUACGGUUGCACGUUAGCCCCGCCAAAUCCAACACACACGGACCGGCACUAGACCCGAUCCCAGAGGAUUGUCGCUCGAUUACACCGAAGUGGAAGAGCACGAGAGCAAACAGUUAAGACAAAAUGUUUCUACGCCGCUGCACCUUUCUGCUGCUGCUCUGUCUAAUUGCGAGUGACGCCGCCAGCGCCGCACGCAAAACAAAACGUCCUGUCAAGCCGGUCAAGCAGACCGUUCCGCGCAACAAUAUGACGCCCUCGCCGCUGGCAGCCGCAUCGGGCAACAAUGGCAGCUCCACGACCGCCAGCAGCAGCACCACCACCACCUCUACUACCACCACGACGGACGGAAGCAGCGACCAAGCGGCAGAGGCAGCCACCAUUGGAGCAGGAUCUCCUGCGGCAGCUGGAGCCGGCUCUGCUGAGCUGCCCAAGCCCCUGGCCACGCCCAUUGAGUCGCAGCCAGAGGCCAAGACGGACAAGGCCCCGGCCGUCCUGCAGGAGGAGGAGUGCGAUCCAGAUAUGAUUGGCUUUGAGAUCAUUACCGGCUACGUGCUGUCGGCCCCCUCGAAAAUGCUGGACACCUUGCCCGGGACCCUGAUGCUCACCGACUGCCUGGAGGCCUGCCAGAGCAACGAGUCCUGCAGCGCUGUCAACUACGAAACCGGCUUGUGUGUGCUUUUUAAGACGACCGCCGAUAAAUUGCCAGGUUCACUUUCGCGCUCGCAGUUUCCGGUUUUCACCAUCUACGCACAGAAAUCGUGUUUGGGCGUACGUCCUUGCUCCAAGGCCUGGUGCAUCGAUCGCGUUCAAGGUUACCGCCUGCCGGAGCACGUCAAAUCUAGUCAGACGGUUCUGUCGCGCCGCGACUGCCUGGAGCUGUGCCUAGGCGAGUCCGAAUUCACAUGCCGCUCGGCCAACUACUACCGCCACUCUGGUCUGUGCGAGCUCUCCGACAUGGAUCGCAUUACCCUCUCCGCUGGAGGCAGCGUGGAGCCCUAUGACGGAGCCGAUUACCUGGAGAACAAUUGUGCCGAAGAGCCGAGCAAGCUGUGCGAGUUUAAGCGCAUCUCCGGCAAGAUCCUGAAGACGGUGGACUCGGUUUACCAGGACAUUAACACCAUUGACGAGUGCCGCGAUCUCUGCCUGAACUCUCCCUACAGAUGCCACUCUUACGACUACAAUGACACCGGAGACAUGGUUUGCCGCCUGUCGCAUCACAGCCGCGCCACCCUCACCGACGUGAUGGAUCCCUACCUGGAGGUGCCCGAGGCGGCCACCUACGAACUCUCGGCCUGCUAUAACGUCUCGAUCGAGUGCCGCUCCGGCGAGAUGAUCACCAAGAUCCGCACCUCAAAGCUUUUUGAUGGCAAGGUCUACGCCAAGGGAGCCCCCAAAUCCUGCGCCGUGAAUGUGAACAACUCGCUGGAGUUUGACUUCCGCAUGGGCUACAACGACCUCGAGUGCAAUGUCCGCCAGAGCGCCUACGGCAGGUACAUGAACGACAUUGUGAUCCAGCAUCAUGACAUGAUCGUCACAUCCUCGGAUCUGGGAUUAGCUGUUUCCUGCCAGUACGACCUGACCAACAAGACGGUGCUUAACGACGUGGACCUGGGAGUAACCGGCGAGAUUGAGUCGUCUCUGAGCGAGGAGAUCACCAUCGAUUCGCCCAAUGUGAUCAUGAAGAUCACCUCGCGGGACGGCAGUGACAUGAAGCGCAUCGCCGAGGUCGGUGAUCCGCUGGCCCUGCGCUUCGAGAUCGUUGAGCCGAACAGCCCCUACGAGAUCUUUGUGCGGGAGCUGGUGGCCAUGGACGGCUCGGACAGUGCCGAGAUAACGCUGAUCGAUGCUAAUGGCUGCCCCACCGACCAAUACAUCAUGGGUAACAUCCAGAAGCUGGCGCACAACCGCAAGGUGCUGCUCUCGCAGUUCGACGCCUUCAAGUUCCCCUCCAGCGAGGUGGUUCAGUUCCGCGCCCUCGUCACGCCCUGCAUCCCGCGCUGCGAGCCCGUCAUUUGCGAUAGCGAGGAUGGCGCCAGCGGUGAGCUCAAGUCUUUGGUCUCCUAUGGCCGCAAGAAGCGAUCGGUGCUCAAUGGAACCGACGGUGCCGAGUUCAUGGUCAGCACACGCCAGCGACGGGAUGUGGGCCCUGCGGAUGAUAACAUACUGCUCAUGCAGUCCAUACAAAUCACAGACAAGUUCGGCUUCCAGCCGGAGGACGGCACCACCAAUGGCAGCGGCAAUGACAGCGGCAGCGGAUCGGGUCCACACGAGAAGGCCUAUGCGGGCGUUGCCCAGGACAAGCUCACUUGCCUUAAUGGCUAUGGACUCAUCAUGGCCGGAGGACUCUUCCUGCUGGCCCAGCUCAGCAUCUUUGGCAUCUGGAAGACCGUGCAGCGUCGCACCAGCAAGGAGCGGUACCUGUACCAGCACGAGCCUACACCCACCAUUACCUAUGGAGCACCCACCAUGCUCUAUGGCCCACCGCCACCAUCCUCCGCCGGCUCCUCGUCGGGAGCGUCGUACGUGGGCAGCGCCAAGGAUACGCUGAGCAAGCUAUACGACAGCGGCAUCAACGGGCGCUACGGACAGCAGUUCUAGGGGAGAUCUGAUCUGGGUGGCUCUCGCACUUAGCUGGGAAACACUUAGCUGGGAACAAACGCAAUAUGCCUCGAAAGCUUCAAAAGAUUCGAUGAGACUUGAAUAGAAAAUAUUCGCCUAGCAGCGACACACACAUGAAAAUCAUUGGAAAACCCUAGAUUAAUUCCAGCCUAGGCUAAGACUUUAAUUUAAUUAAUUUAAACGUAAAGUUUUCAACGAUUUUUUUAAACCGAUACGAGUAUCUCUCCAGAAUGCGCGCUUUUAAAUGCCUUGGAAAUCGGGAAAAUCGAGGUUCCAGCAUUUUAAAUCGGCGCAUUGCCCAGAAAGCAAGGAAAAUUCUCCCCCCCGCUAAAUUCGAGUUAGUUUAAAUUCACUCUAGCGAAAAGUUAGGCUAAUUAUAUAUGUAUGUUUAGUGAGAAAUCUGCUUCAUGUCCUUAUGUCUAAGUCCAGACUCGAGCGAAUUGCAUUUAUAACUAUUACACUAUUUAUUAUUAACUAUUGAGCUGCUCUGACAUUUCACCACAAAGUUUGCCAAAUAAUUUUGUAUCAAAAUGUUUUGCGCCAGGCUUCUGUGCAAGGCGGCAUUUCCAAAUUUUCCAACGCCCCCCAGACCCUAAACCGAAACUAUUACUCUAACUAUUUAUUUUCUAAUCGUACUUCAUAUUAUUUAUUGGCCGAAACGAGAGGCGGUGCUUAUAUUUUUAAGAGCUUCGACUUGUCCCCCCCUUCGGAGAGGGGGUCAGACUUAGUUAAAUCUCAAGACAGGAGAUGAAAAUUAAUAAACGAAAAUUUUGAUAAACGAAUUGUACUGAUUAAGUAAAGCAAUA